AUGGCUGGUUGGUUGGGUCGAGAACAGCUACGUUCUCCAGGGAAGGGGGAUGGAACCCUGCCCAGCAUCGGCCAGUCGGCUGUGGAGAGCCGACACGGCGGCAGAACCUCCACCAGACCAGAGCGGCGUCCGGCUACUGGGGUGGAAGAAGACGAUGAGGAAGACGGUUAUUAUGAGGAAGAUGGUUAUUAUGAGGAAGAUGGUUAUUAUGAGGAAGACGGUUAUUAUGAGGAAGACGAUGAGGAAGACGGUUAUUAUGAGGAAGAUGGUUAUUAUGAGGAAGAUGGUUAUUAUGAGGAAGACGGUUAUUAUGAGGAAGACGAUGAGGAAGAUGGUUAUUAUGAGGAAGAUGGUUAUUAUGAGGAAGAUGGUUAUUAUGAGGAAGAUGGUUAUUAUGAGGAAGACGGUUAUUAUGAGGAAGACGGUUAUUAUGAGGAAGACGGUUAUUAUGAGGAAGACGGUUAUUAUGAGGAAGAUGAUGAGGAAGACGGUUAUUAUGAGGAAGAUGGUUAUUAUGAGGAAGACGGUUAUUAUGAGGAAGACGAUGAGGAAGACGGUUAUUAUGAGGAAGACGGUUAUUAUGAGGAAGACGAUGAGGAAGACGGUUAUUAUGAGGAAGAUGGUUAUUAUGAGGAAGACGGUUAUUAUGAGGAAGACUAUGAGGAAGACGGUUAUUAUGAGGAAGACGGUUAUUAUGAGGAAGACGGUUAUUAUGAGGAAGACGGUUAUUAUGAGGAAGAUGGUUAUUAUGAGGAAGAUGGUUAUUAUGAGGAAGAUGGUUAUUAUGAGGAAGAUGAUGAGGAAGACGGUUAUUAUGAGGAAGACGGUUAUUAUGAGGAAGAUGGUUAUUAUGAGGAAGACGGUUAUUAUGAGGAAGACGGUUAUUAUGAGGAAGACGGUUAUUAUGAGGAAGAUGAUGAGGAAGAUGGUUAUUAUGAGGAAGAUGGUUGUUAUGAGGAAGACGGUUAUUAUGAGGAAGAUGAUGAGGAAGAUGGUUAUUAUGAGGAAGAUGAUGAGGAAGACGGUUAUUAUGAGGAAGACGAUGAGGAAGAUGGUUAUUAUGAGGAAGAUGGUUAUUAUGAGGAAGAUGAUGAGGAAGACGGUUAUUAUGAGGAAGACGGUUAUUAUGAGGAAGAUGGUUAUUAUGAGGAAGAUGGUUAUUAUGAGGAAGAUGGUUAUUAUGAGGAAGAUGAUGAGGAAGACGGUUAUUAUGAGGAAGACGGUUAUUAUGAGGAAGAUGGUUAUUAUGAGGAAGACGGUUAUUAUGAGGAAGAUGGUUAUUAUGAGGAAGAUGAUGAGGAAGAUGGUUAUUAUGAGGAAGAUGGUUAUUAUGAGGAAGAUGGUUAUUAUGAGGAAGAUGAUGAGGAAGAUGGUUAUUAUGAGGAAGAUGAUGAGGAAGAUGGUUAUUAUGAGGAAGAUGAUGAGGAAGAUGGUUAUUAUGAGAAAGACGGUUAUUAUGAGGAAGACAAAAUCUGA
Molecule: messenger RNA, 1476 nt
Organism: Salvelinus namaycush (lake trout)
Lineage: Eukaryota; Metazoa; Chordata; Actinopteri; Salmoniformes; Salmonidae
Product: high mobility group nucleosome-binding domain-containing protein 5-like
Exons: 2
Coding region: 1-1476 (491 amino acids)
Source: RefSeq, a predicted model, not a curated record